This is a messenger RNA of Hevea brasiliensis (rubber tree), 1459 nucleotides long. RefSeq names its product short integuments 2, mitochondrial-like. Gene Ontology annotation, cellular component: mitochondrion. The record is from RefSeq and is a predicted model, not a curated record. The transcript has 8 exons. Gene Ontology annotation, molecular function: GTPase activity; GTP binding. Bases 192 to 1319 code for a protein of 375 amino acids. NCBI's taxonomy places the organism in Eukaryota, Viridiplantae, Streptophyta, Magnoliopsida, Malpighiales, Euphorbiaceae.
CAAAGAAAGAAGACGGGGGAGCUGCGGGACGCUUUGCGAAUUGCAGCCUCAGUCCUGCCAGUGCCGUGCUCUGAAAGUGUAAACCAUUUUCCGUGGAAACAAACAGCAUAGGGUUUUAGCGUUUUGGAGCAGAAGACCUAUACAGUACACAGAGUCUGAUUGAUUGGUAGAGAGAGUGAGAGAGAGUGUAAAUGGGAGGUUUAAAGGGUCUAGUGAAGAAGGGUUUGGGAGAGAUGGGUUUCAACGCAGAGGGUGGAGUCGUUAACUGGUUUCCGGGACACAUGGCUGCUGCCACCCGCGCUAUCCGAACUCGUCUAAAGCUCGCCGACCUGGUCAUUGAAGUUCGCGACUCUCGCAUUCCUUUAUCCUCUGCACAUGGAGAUUUACAGCCUCAGCUAUCCUCCAAACGCCGCGUGAUUGCUCUCAACAAGAAAGAUUUAGCCAAUCCUAACAUAAUGCAUAAAUGGGUUAAUUAUUUCGAUUCUUGCAACCAGGAUUGCAUUCCAAUAAAUGCCCACAGCAAGAGUUCUGUUAAGAAGCUUCUUGAACUUGUGGAGUUCAAGCUGAAGGAGGUAAUUUCGAGGGAACCUACUCUCCUUGUUAUGGUGGUCGGUGUUCCUAAUGUUGGGAAAUCAGCUUUGAUAAAUUCUAUCCAUCAAAUAGCAUCUUCUCAUUUUCCCGUGCAGGAGAAAUUGAAGCGAGCUACAGUUGGCCCAUUGCCUGGUGUUACUCAAGAUAUUGCAGGAUACAAGAUUGCUCAUCAGCCUAGUAUAUAUGUUCUGGACACUCCAGGUGUAUUAGUGCCCAGUAUUCCAGAUAUUGAAACAGGAUUAAAGCUAGCUCUUGCAGGAUCCGUGAAAGAUUCUGUUGUAGGUGAAGAGCGCAUUGCUCAAUACCUGUUGGCUGUUUUAAAUACUCGAGGCACUCCACUUCAUUGGAGACACUGGAAUAACAGAAAAAUGGAAGGAAUUCGAUAUGAAUCUCAGGACAAACAUGAGCAUAAUCUUAAGGAUCUUCUGCCAAAGAGGAAGAAACCACCAAAUAUGUCAGAUGUGUUGUAUAUUGAGGAUCUUGUGACUGAAGUCCAAUGCGCAUUGUAUAAAACACUGGCAGAAUUCAAUGGCAGUUUGGAGGAUGAAAAUGAUUUGGAGAAUCUUAUAGAACAGCAGUUUGAAGUGCUAAAGAAGGCAUUGAAGAUACCUCAUAAGACAUCUGAAGCUCGUUUGAUGGUAUCAAAGAAGUUUCUUACUCUGUUCAGGACAGGCAAGCUAGGCCCGUUCAUCCUUGAUGACGUCCCCGAGGUCAACUCUGUACCAUAAGAUCUUCUGGAAUUCCUUUAAUUAAUUAAUCAAUUAAUUUUUCUCAAGCGCUUUAUAGGGUGCUGUACGUACUCUGCAACAUCACCCAUGCUUGCAACAUUGUAUCCCCCCUAUAAGGUAUGGUUUAGAUUCUGGUGUUA